UGCGACCACCAAAAGGAGACGAACAUGACGACGCCGGCCAAGAUCGAGGGCGCGGUGCCCAAGAAGGUGUACAUGCACUACGACGAAGGCAGCGAGGCGCAGACGUUGACGCUUAAGAUGACGCUGCCGUCCAAAUGGGCUGGACACACUGUCGAUUACCUGAAAGAGUUCUUCGUGGAGCACUACAACAACAAGAAGCCCGACAACGUGCUGGACGCCACCCAGGUGCACCUGGAGAAGAAGAACAACGCGGUGCUCUUCGGUGACGAACUGCUGCACACAGCCGUGCAGAAGUACGACGACCUGUUCCUCAAGGCCGGCGCCUCCACUCUCAAACCGGUGCGCGUCCAGAAGAGCGCUGCAGCCGCCACCUCAGACAAGAAGUACUUGCAGUGCAAGAACCACGGUUGCCAGAAGAAAUUCCUGGAGGAGGAGAACAACGACCAGGCGUGCCGUCACCACAGUCUGCCGCCGCUCUUCCAUGACAUGAAGAAGGGCUGGCAGUGCUGCUCGUCCAAGAUGGUGUACGACUGGGACGACUUUGAGAAGAUCGAGCCGUGCAUCAUCGGUCGUCACUCGAAGGUGGGGCCUAACGAGCAAUUCGCAGCGUCACCCACCGUGGCGGCGGCUGAGAAUGCGGCGGCCAACUCUACGAGCGCUGCUGCUCCGCCAACGGCUCCGCUCAAGUCGAUUGAAGACUACAACCAGAAGAACCCGAACGCUGUGACUGCUGUCUCCGCCGCUAAGGACAGUCAGACGGCUCCACCUCCGAAGCGGACGGACGGCAAGGCGAACUGCGUCAACUACGGCUGUCAGCAAGAGUACGUAGUGGCCGAGAACACCGAGACGUCGUGCAGACACCACGCCGGCGCGCCCGUCUUCCACGACGCCAGCAAGUACUGGAGCUGCUGCCCGAAGGACGUCAAGUACGACUUCGAUUCGUUCCUCAAGGUUCCUGGAUGUGUCGUGUCAGCGCAUACGGACAUCAAAACGGCAUAGAUGGGGUAGAGACAGCUGACCAAUGCAGUGCGUUGGCUGUUUGGAGACCCCAAGUUCCUACAACAUGGUGAUUUCCAGCGUAUAUUGUGGUGGUGUGUGCUUACGUUUACUGUGCUAGUAGAACUCUUCAUCUACGCGGUUGAUUUCGUCCCGGACUCGGUUGAUCUCGGCCAGGUGUUUCUCUUUAAGAUGCAGAACUUCUGCGAUACGAGCACGAUUGCGAGUCCAUUCCUGUUCCUUUGCACCUUUGACAAUCUCUGCUAUCUUCACAAGGCUCUGUUCACGCAUGGCAUCUUCCUGAGCCAGCAGCUUCCCAAUGUGAAUAUCGUGAGACCCGUUGAUGGCAUUGUUUAGCGCGUCUCGGUCGUUCAGGAUGGCGCGACACUCGUCAGUCAAGUAAUCGUCGUCCUCUCCGUCGUCUGACGCCAUUCUCUCGAGCAAAGCGACCGCUAGUUGGCUUACGUUUUCAAAGAAAUUAUUCUCCAGAACUUCGAUAGUCCUGAAGUGUUCGGUGGCGAUAUCUCUGGCCUCGGAGCCCACCGCAUCGAUGGAGCUCUCCAUUGCAGCAAUCAAUUCCUGCGCUGUCUCCACGACGUCAGACUCGAGAUUCAUGAGCUCGUUGUGCAGCUUAUCACUGGAAACAUCGGCGUCAUGAAGAAGCUGCAGACCCGCAGCAGAUCCCGACCCGUCAGCGUCUGAUACUGCAGCACUAUGGGCAGCAUUGGCUUGCUUCAGAAGCUGUUUGGCUGUGCGACAGUGGGUCUCCACAGCUCGAAUACUGGCCUCUUGGGCGUCGGCCUGAAGUUUCUCGUACGUCGCCUUGAAUCCAUCGACCUCCUUGGUCAAAUUCGCGUGCUUGUCCAGUAGAACGAGCUUGACGUCUUCUGCUGCUGCCUUGGCCUUCUCAGUGUAGUCGUCGAUGAUGUUGCGUAGGCCUGGCAAAACCUCGAUUUUACUCAUCUCGGUGUCUUCCUUGAACAUGUCUGUUAACAAGGUCUAGAUGACAGCAAAAGGGGGUGAAAGUUUAGUACCAAAAUGUCAUGACUACAAGUAGCUUACCUCGAGAAUGAUCACGUUUGCGUCCUUGAGCAUGCUCAAGUAUUUUUGUUGCUCUACUUCUCUAGCCAGAGCUGCGUCCUCGAUGGCCUUCACUUCUUUGAGCUCUUCCAACUCGUCCUGGUAUUGUUCGCGUGCUUGUACAGUUUCAUUAUCGUCUACAAGCGCGUAGUCGAGAUAUUUGAGCUUGUCUAAAUGAGCAAGUAAGAAUCUGGAUGAAUUUCAGAAUGUAAAUUUUUAAAUCGAAAGAG
This is a messenger RNA of Phytophthora nicotianae INRA-310, 2306 nucleotides long. RefSeq lists its product as hypothetical. The transcript has 3 exons. Bases 25 to 999 code for a protein of 324 amino acids. The record is from RefSeq and is a predicted model, not a curated record. Lineage: Eukaryota; Oomycota; Peronosporomycetes; Peronosporales; Peronosporaceae.